UGCUGUCCCAGGUUGUUUUUUUUUUAAAUACCGUCCUACCGUGAAAAAUACGAAAAUAGUGAGUGACUUUUCCGACGUGUGGUGAAAAAUGUGAAAUUUUCGUGCUUUCCCGUCCUUUCCCCCUUUAAAAAAAAAAGGAGAAAAAAAAGACUCAUGCAUUUUCCGUCGUUUUUCGUUGUGUUCAUUUCGUUGUGAUAAAAUGGCUUUGGUGACGAUCCAGCGAAGCCCGAGUUCCAGCAGUUCGCCUAGUCAGGAUGAUACCACCGAUGACUGUCACGACUCCCUGGACACAAAUCGAAACUCAAAAAGUCUCAACGAAUGCUACUUCGCGGGCAAGGGUACCGCGUUGGUGUUGCCCGACGCGGAGGCCACUGCGCAGACGCGACAUCCGAACGUCGUGGACGGCGUCGUCGUCGUCGCCGUCGAGACGAACGGCGUCCAGUCGUCGGACGGCGCGCCGACGCAGAACGGCGCCGUCAACGUCAAUCCGGUGCCGGGGGUGCAGAACAGUAGCGCCAUCCAGUGUCAUCUGCAGUCGAUGUUUUAUUUGCUGAGACCCGAGGAAACUUUAAAGAUGGCUGUAAAGUUAGAGAGUGUACAUCCAGCAAGGACAAGGUACUUGGUGGUGGUUUCCAGGAUGACCAACAGGGGCGAGGAGUCCUGUCUGCUCGGGAUCGAUUGUAAUGAAAAAACGACCGUCGGUCUGGUUCUCAGGGUCCUCGCCGACACCAAGAUCACCUUAGAUGGAGACGGAGGUUUCAGCGUCAGUAUCUGUGAUAGUCACCACAUAUUUAAACCUGUCUCUGUGCAAGCGAUGUGGUCUGCCCUACAAACGUUACACAGGGUGAGCGCGAAAGCUCGCGAGGGCAACUACUACCAGGGAGGAGGCACUCACUCAUGGGUGGAACACUACGAGGAGGGCGUCACAUCUGAGAGGUCGUGUCUGAACGAGUGGCAUGCGAUGGACUGUUUGGAGUCCAGGAGGCCGCCCUCACCAGACUCGGUGAGGGCGAGACCAACCGAACGGGAGGAAACCGAAAAAGUGAUUCGUUCGACCCUAAAAGAGAUCAUGAUGUCGGUGGACCUGGACGAGGUGACCUCAAAGUUUAUCAGAUCUCGCCUCGAAGAGGAACUGGACAUGGACCUCGGGGAGUACAAAAGUUUCAUCGAUCAAGAGAUGCUGGUUAUCCUCGGUCAAAUGGACGCGCCUACGGAGAUCUUCGACCAUGUCUAUCUGGGGUCCGAGUGGAACGCAAGCAAUUACGAAGAGUUGCAACGAAAUGGGGUUCGCCAUAUAUUGAACGUAACAAGGGAAAUCGACAAUUUUUUCCCGGGCACAUUCGACUACUUGAACGUGCGCGUCUACGACGACGAGAAAACGGACCUGCUCAAACACUGGGACGACACAUUUAAAUACAUCACAAAAGCGCGAAACGAAGGCUCAAAAGUUUUAGUACAUUGUAAAAUGGGAGUGAGUAGAUCGGCCAGUGUGGUGAUCGCGUACGCUAUGAAGGCCUACAAUUGGGACUUCAACAAGGCAUUGCAUCACGUCAAGGAGAAACGUAGCUGUAUUAAACCGAAUACUAACUUUUUGACGCAACUGGAAACUUAUCAAGGUAUAUUGGAUGCAAUGAAGAACAAAGAAAAACUACAGAGAUCAAAGUCUGAAACUAAUUUAAAAUCUCCGACUAACGGUACGAAAGUGGAGAAAGCGGUGAUGGCGGGUGGAGAACCCACCCCGGUGGUCGUCCAGGUUUUGUCGAAAUCGUACGAUCUCCAGUCGACUUUGUCCGGACAGGACUUGAGGCAAAUGGGAACGCGUCCCAAGAGUUGGUCUCCGGAUAAUUUGACCACCAGGGAGAUUAAGGAAGGCAUUAAAUCUUCACCAGGUUUCAUGAGCCUGGAAGACUUAAGCCAAAGAAGCGCCUCAAAAGAAAGCGUCCAAGAGAGUAAAGCGUCUUUGGCCCGUCACGUGUUGAUGCCCUGUGAUAACGGAGAAUCUUACAGUGUUUCGCCGAAUAAAAUCAUCCACCUGCCCGGCCACGAUCCGACGAAAGAACCGGACGUAACAAUGGGCACCACCGAAAAUAGUUCCUGUAAUAAUAAGUUAAGUAGCAGCAAGACUGUCGUCACCGCCGAACAGUGGGACCCCGGAGAAGUCAAAACGAUCCUCGGUAAAAGUGAGGAAGUGGAGGAGGACGGUGCGAAAAGCUGUUCUAGCGUAAUCUGUGAUCAAAACGAUAAAGUAAUUAGUGUAGGUGAGGCGAACAUGUGGACCUCUUCGGCGGUGAUAGUGACUCAAUGUGCGACCGUGGUAGUGGGCAAUAAUAGUGUCUUUAAAGUUCCUGAAUCUCAUCGCGGCACGAACGAUCCGUUUUCGAAUCAGGUCGAUAAAGUGUUUGAUAAGGAGGAAAAGAAGCAGCAGAGGAGGGAUUGCCCUUCGAGGCAGAGCUCGUGGAGUUCCUACGAUAGCGCGGUCGUGAUGGAGAAGAACGAGUUGUCCAGGCACAGUUCGUGGGGGUCGGGGGACACCAGAAUAGCGCCCAGCAGGAACAGUUCUUGGGGGUCAUAUGAUAUGCGACCCAGGGGACCCGUUUAUUAUCAUAAUGAGAAAGGUGAAAAAAUCCUGCACAGCGCCUCGGAUCUCGAACAAAACCCGAGCGGCAUCUUCCCAUACGACAAAGAAGACAUUCCUUGGCACCCGGGAACCGUGAGACGCACCAAACAGAAACUGGAGAGUCAAACCUCCACCGCUCCAGCCGCCUCCACUCCAGUCACCCGCCAAUUAAGCAACGAAAGUGCCACAAGCAGUUGCUUGUCGUUGAACAAGAGCCCGAGCACGGACAAUCUCGUGUUCAAUUUCGCGGAGGCGGUCAACGAGGGGCUGUUGGAGCGUGCGAGGACCACCAGCGUCGACCUUCGGGACACCUCCAGUGCCAUAACGCAGAAAAUCGAUAUUCCCAAGAAGUUGAGGAGCGCGAAGAGCGUCACGAGGCUGAGCACGAGCGCCCCCGAACGAUCCUCAAUUGAGUUGGUGGUCUGUGACGCUCUAUCGCGUUCUGAGUCCAAUGUAUCCAGCACAAUAGAGGGUCAAGUUGAGGAUGUCGUAGGCGGCGCUGACCAGCGGACUAAUAAUAAUAAUAAUAAUAGCGUGAAAAGGCAACGCAGCUUUCUGGAAAGUCGCCUUAAAGAUUCGCCGCCCCCAACAAAAAAACUCGAAGAAUCCCUGGACAGUACGUUGGGAAAAGUGCAAAACCUAAAAAAAGAAUUCGAAGCGAAAUCGAGCACCACCCGGCUGGUGGAGCAGCAAAAUAACACGCCAAUCGAAGACAAUAACACCCUGAAGGCGCCAACAAUAAAGAACCGAGUGAGUAGUCUGCCCUCAUCGCCCGUAUGUGUUCAUCAUCAGAACGUCAAAGAGUCGUCGUCGUCGCCUCAAGACGAGUUAAACGUGAAAAGUCUCAGAAACGUCUUCGAAAACACGAAAGAGGAGCAAGAAGUGAAGAAAAGACAAAACCCGAUCAGAGCGAGGAACGGUGGCGCUACCAGACACUCGUGCGUCGAAGUGUCGAACCCGAGGAUUCUCCCUUUCGCCAGUUUAACGAAACCGGAGAAGAAGGAGGAGUUUAAGAGGCCCCCGAUUGGACCGGCGGCCACCAUUGCCGCCACCGUUAUCGCCACAGCCGCCAAGAAACAGCAACAGUAUGGAAAAACGCACCCGUUGUCCCGGCUCACCGUUAGACCGAGACAUAAUAAUCCCGUUUAUAAUACGAUGUAAUUAGGUUUCUUGUUUUCAAUAUAAAAAACGAUCACAGUAAGGUAAAAAUGUGCUAAAUGAAUUAUUUCAUUUAAAAUGAUUGGUAUACAGUAGUGGAAGAAAGUAGGAAACUUUUUAAGAUAUUUCCAAAAAAUGCAAUUUUUUCAAUUUUACAGGAGACAAAAGUCCCAUUUUUGUUCUUAUAUUAUUCCCAUGCUUUGAAAUAUUUGAUUAAAAAAUUCAAACGCCCAGAACGAAGUACCGUAUACCAUUGCAAGUCAAAAUGUUAUAGGUGCAAACAUGUGAUAACUCUCAAUUUUCUUAAUAAAACUCAAUAAAGAGCAUUUUUUUAUAAUUAAACAAACAACAUUUUAUUUUUAGAUAUUUUGAUUAUAAAAAGGCAAAAUAGUCCAAUAAUUUUUAAUAAAAAAAAUAUAAUAGAAAGGGAGGCAACACAAAGCAAAUACAACAUCAUGAAAAGCUAAACAUUAACAUUGAUUGCAGAGAGUGUGGUAUAACUAUUGUGUGAUUUUCUUCUCAAAAAUGAGCGCAUGCCUUUAAGGCUGGCAAUCCAUUUCGAAUUAUUUUAUCCUCAAUUUUAAUAGAUAAAAAAUCUUCUAAAGAUCUUCCUGCCUUAAAAAUGCUGACCUUGCAUGAGAUUUCGAAAUCUUAACACUCCAAAGUGUUUCUUGGAUAAUUUUAUCUUAGCAAAUUCAGUGCUAAGAUUUUUAUGUGCCUCAGGUUUCCAGUCGUAAAAACCAUCACUGUGUAAAGAUUUUGCUUUCAUUUGCCAUAAUUUUUACCAAACCCAUUGGAACUCUUACUUUGGACUUUUUGUGUUUCUCUAUAACACUAAAAUCUCUGUCGCAAGCUAAGAAAGUAUGUCCUUUCACUGGAAACUUGUGGGUUAUCUCAUCAAAAGCUCCUUUUACUAUUGACGUCAAAUAUAAUUUGAUUUUUAUUCUGUGUCAAAUUAUUAUUACAAUAAAAGAAGCAUCGCACUUCUCAAAAACAAAAAAAAAUCGAGUUACACAUAUUUGGAAUAUUAAUAAAAGUGAUACAUAUUUACUCACUUUUUGAAGAACAUUAUUUUUGUUUCGAUUUUUAAAUAAUUUAAAACUUUUAUUAUUUAAUAAAAAACAAGUUAUAAACCUUUAGCAUCUAAGACUGCCUGGCAUCUUUGAAACAUAGAGCAAACAAAAUAAAGCAAAAAAAUCUAAGACAUCCCAAAUAGUGUCAAUGAGAUUGGGAUGGUCAUUCAAGUACAACUGUUUUUUUUUUAUAAAAACCAAUCCUUUACUACCUUGGAAGAAUGUUUCGGAUCAUUGCUGAAAAAUUCACCCCAAUGGCAUAUCCUCUUCUGCAAAUGUAUUUUCCGAUAUUUAGUUAUAUCGAAAGUCGUCGAUUUUACCCUGCACUUGAAUGAUUGGCCCUAUUCUAAAUUGAGAAAAACAUUUCCAGACCAUUAUAUUUUCUCCUUCAUGCUUCACAGUAAAAAUUUGCUUUGAUCGCUUUACAAAACGGUAUUCGAUUUUUAUAUUUUUCUUAGGUACUCGCUGCUUUUCUAACUGCGACUCUUUCAUAAAGACCUUAAUCAAAUAGACGGUUUCUUAUAGUUCUACUGAUGACGUUAACAUCAAAUUGCUCCGAGAUUUCACCUGUGGAAAAUUUCUGAGGGCAAGUUUUGAGAUCCUCAAAAUAGUUUUGUCAAUUUGAGAAGUAGCUUUCCAUAUAUCACCGUGACUUAUCAUUUUUUUUUCCUUAUUUUAAAUAAAUUCACAACUUUCACAUGAAAAACAACGGUGUCUUGGCAUGAAACUAAAUAAUUUAAUUCGUUAAAACACGAUAUUUGCUCUAAGGCAGAAUUCUUUAGAGCCUAGCAUAUAAAGAGUUUCCAUUCUUAUUUCCAACUACACAUUCUUUAUUUAUUUAACAAAAAAAAAACGUAAAUAAUAUUUUUCCUUGAAUUGUUCAACGCAAUGUAUAUCAGUGGCAUUCCUGCAUUUCAGCACUGCUUAAAAGGUUCCUCACAAUUUUUUUGUUUAUUUAUACGAAUAUUAGUAAAUGUUUCCAUACGCUUUUUCGCUACUGUAAAUGCUAAGUGGAAGUUAGAUUAUUAAUUUUCUUACGGUUAAAUUCGUGGUUAAAUAAGCAUUUUUUCUGCUAAUUAACGUGGUAGGAACAGACAAAGAAUCGAAUAUCGUAUUGUUCAGUUAUUGAGAAAAAUGCCUUCGUUGCCACUAAGAAUCACGUACUGACAACCGCUAGUCAAUAUUUUUUUUAAAAAAUUAAUAAAAUCAAGGCUUGUAUGCACUAUUUAUAUUUUAACAGGGAAACAAUACAAAAUAUCUUUAAAUACCAAAUGGUAAAAGAACUUUUUGAGAAAUUUAAAUUCAGGCCUCUGGCCAUGCACCAAUUAUUACAAUUCUUGCAUUUGAAUUGAAAUAAUAUUUUUGAAAGGGCGUUUUUUGUACAACUAGGUAACAACUAGUAAAAAACAUUAAUAAAAGUCCAAUCUUGCAUUGAGAAUUUUGGCCUUUCUUGGUAUUUACUUUUGUUUGAAAGUUAAAUUACCUGGAAAAAUAGAAAUUCAACUGUCUGGAAUUAUUGGUUUCUUACAGGCAGUUGAUUCCAAGGCAGUAAAUAGUCCCUAAAAGUGCUUAAAAUUAAUGACUUUCUGAUUCUCUUGACCAAAUCUAGUUGUUAAAUUUCUUCAUUAUUUAUUACUAGAGAUUUUAUCCCUUCUCUUAGAUUUUCUUGUAUUCCUAAUACAAACUAUCCUGCAAGAAAUGGAAAAAAACACACAAAAACACUGGAACUGUCUGGAAUUAUGAUUUUCUUAUAGGCAGUCGAGAUCAUAUUUUAUUUUAAAAGUUGUAUCUGGAUUUGUGAUUUUCAUUUUAUCGGAGGACAAAGGCCAGUUUUAUUUUAAGAAUUGAGGCGUUCUGUGACAUUUACUUUUAUUUCAGAGUUCACAUAAUUAUGUGAAAGAAAUAGAAUAUCAACUGUCUAUUUAGUAACAUUAUUUAGUUCCUACAUUUGGUUCACUCUUUACAAUUUAAAUGCAACAAUUGUGAUCAUUUGAGAAAUUGCGUAGUGGUGCGAGGCCUAUGGCCACGCACAAGGUGUUUUCAGUAUAAAUUCUUUAAUAGUACAAUAUUCUUUUAUUAUUUGUACUACUUGUCACCUUGUUUUAUAUUAAAGCUCCCUUAUACGUGGCCAGAGGCCUGCUUAUUUUAUCAAAAAUAAUUUUCGUCUUCAAAAUCACAAAAACAAUAUUUUUAUGGGGAUUCACAAACAAAAAUCUGUUGUCUUUAGUAUAAUAUUUAGAUAGCUCCAAAUACUACCACCUAGAGCGAAAUAGAUAGACAUAUUGUAGUGCAAUCCACCAUACGUUGAACUUCAAAUUGAAAAAAGCCUGUUUUUCUCAAUAUUUCAAAGAUUUAGCACAUUUUUUCCUUAUAUCAAUUAUCAUCGGUUGUUAAAAAAAAAUAAAAGUUCUAAGUACAGUUUAAAGGACAUUUUAGUUUGACAACGGUUUUAAUCCAUAUUGGGUUUGCAAGUUUGAAUGAUGGUGUUACGUCAGCCAGUCCUUUUUUUUAUGCAAAUUAAACCGCUUUAAUCAAAAAUCACUAAACAUCACAACCAACCAAUAAGUUUAACUUGCACGAAAAAAGACGCUGAUAAAGUAAUGCUCAAGUUACAAAAAAAAGGCUGUGACUGCAUUAUUAUAUUAGAAUUUGUUCAUUAUAAUUUUAUACUAUUUGUUAAACUUUGACUUUAAAAUUCUAAACAAAUUGUAUCCCCCACUCCCAAUAUUAUAGUCUAUAGGGCGUCCAUUGUAAGUUAAAAAAACGGACAAAUUUCCCGUGGUACCAAGCGCUUUCUUUUCUGUGUAAAGCUUUUUGUGAUUGUCUGCUGUACAUACAACAACAUCAAAAAAAUAUUAUAUUUGUAUCGCCAUAUUAUUAAGGAUGUAUCUAUAAGCAUUCUCAAACAACAACAAAAAAAAAACCUAUUUAACUGCCAAAGAAUAUACGGUCACAUCACUACCAUCACCUGGUUUUUGCACAAAUUAUUGUAAAUACACUACUUCGGGUGUCAAUCUGCUUAUAUUUUAGUAGGCACAACGUUUGCUUUUUUUUUUAACUGAAAUAUACAGGGUGUCCCAGUUUGGAGGGCCAAAAAGGACAGCGCCAUAAAAGGCAUGAAUGUUCUUAAAAACACCUUGUAUACAAAAAAAAAAGAAUUAUAUAAAAUAGAAAAGUUCAGUAGACUUCCCUUACUAAACUUUUCUAUCGACUCUAUUUCAGAAUGGACUUUUUUGUUAAUAUUGUGAAAGAUAAAACAUUAAAGUAAAUCCAUCGAGAGUGUAUGAGAACAUUCCUCUCUUAUGUAUAUCAAGCCAUUUAAAGGAUGUUACAAAUUAGUGGAUUAAUACGUUAGUUCAUAUACAGGGUGUCAAGGUUUUAAAUCUAAUUUAUCCCGAAUACAUACAUACACUUUUUUGAUUUUUCUAUAAUUUUUUCCAACCGGUUUUUACAAUUAGGAUUUACUUCUUGCAAUAAGCAUGAAAUACAGUAAAUCUAAAGACCCAUGAUAGUCCAAUUUUUUUGAACUUAAAAUACUGAAAUUAUUCACUUUUGCUAGGAAUAUUUUAAUUUCCACGAUAUAUAUUUGAAUAAAUUUUUUAUUCCAGGCAGUUGAAAUAAUCGUUUUCUUAUUUACACAGAAAAUUUUUGCUUCUGCAAGAAUUUACGUUUUUUCUUUUAAUCUUUGAAUACAAAAGAAUAAUGUUCUAUCAGGAAGGUUCUUGAUAUUCUAGAUUUUUGAAAUAAAUAUUCCAAGCAGUUAAAAUCCCCAUUGUUUCAACUUUUCUACUAGAAAUUAUUUAGUUACCACGAAAGUGUACUUUUAUCUUAAAAAAAGGCUUUAUUUUCAUGAAAUUAAAGACGAAUAUCGUUCUGAUGGAAGAUUUUUGGUAUUCCAGAUUUUUUAAAUAUAUUUUUUAUCCUAAGAAGUUGGAAAAACCGUUUUCUCAUUUUUCCAGGAGAUUUUGCUUCUGCAGUAAAUGUCAUUUUUUAUUCAAAAAAGUACGUUUAAAAUAAUUCUGCCAGGAAGAUUCUUGAUGUUUUCUUCUUUGGUAACAUUGGAAUCAACUUAAGAUCUUGUUAUACAGAUUCCUAGAAUAAAUAUUAUUUUCAGGCAGUUCUCAAAUUUUACUUUAUUCAGGCUAUGAGGAAUAUAAUAUUUUUGCUUCAAAAUCCUACAAAAAACGAGUGAUGUUUUUCCAAAAAGUUUUGUCAGAAAUUCUUUAGAUCGUAAGUGUCUUCAAAAUUCUGGAAAAAACAGGAAAUUGCUUCUGCUGUGUGAAUUUACUAUUUUCCAGGUUGUCAAAUAAUGUCUUCCAGACAGUUCUAGUUAAAAUCCAAAUUCACCAUUUCUAGGCAGUUGUGUCCAGGAAAUAAGAUAUUUUUUAAUUUCUCUUUCUUUCAUUUCUAAUUCAUCAUGUUUCCAACCAGUUAAAAGCAAAAUUAUGUAAUGUAGUUAUUAGCAACACAAGCAAACUCAUUUUUGAAAAAAUUUAAUCAAUGGUUCAUAAGUAGAUUGGAAUUUAAAGGAAUGUCUAAUUGUUUAUUAGUUAGAACGUCGGUUGUUUUAUUUGUAUAAUAUCCUCUUCAGGCGACAAUAGUGUGUGCAAUUUUUAUUUGGUUCACUUGGAGUUACUAGGGCACCAUUUUAAGCUAAUAAUUAUCCCAAUCGUACUUGCCCCGCCAAAGGGGGCGCUAAAAUAAUUUGUACACAAAUGUGUCCAUAUAUCCUUUAAGCUCGCGAAUACCAAUGUACACAUUUGUGUGCAAAAUAUUUUUCAACAGUAGCUAGUUAAAAUUUAGUAUCUAACUAAAAUAAAAAAUAAAAAGCAUGUUUUAAUUUUAAAAGUGCAUUUAUUUAAUAUGAAAAAAAAAACAUGACAUAUAUCGCUAAAGAACAUAAAAGAGGAAUCUUGUUAUUAUGAAACUCAAUAAAACAAUCACGGUCUUUAACAACGCAUAAAAAAAUAUUACACGAAAUGCACUUGACUGGCGUACGUCUCGUACAGUCGGGAUUUCUGCAGCUCUGAGCCUCUUUAAUAUCCAUGGCUUUUGGUUUUGCCACUUCAGGAGGCGGUAGAGGCACCCUUCCAGGCCGACCCGGUAAUUUUUUUCGCGAUAUAGGUUCAAAAGACUCAUCAUCAGAUUCAGAUUCGGCAGUUGAUAUUCCUUUAAUUAGUGCUUCUGCUAUGCGCAUUUUAAAUCCGAUUAAAUCUAGAAUGUCAGUCUUUUUGACUCUUAAUAUUUCACAGUCACUCCUAUACUGAUUCCAUGAGUUGACUACUGUACAAUCCAUGAAGUGUUCAAACACUCUUAUUGGCCAUUUUUUAGUUUUAUGAUAACAUCUAUAAGCUGCAAUUAGUCGAUUCAGUAAAUCAACCCCUCCCAUAAAUUAAUUGUAGCGCCUUACUACAUCUGGUUGGGGACAUUUAAAUACUGUUCAUCAGGCCUCGAAUAUCUUCGACAUUGAUGUAUUGGAUUAAUGCUGUGUGCUGAAGAGGCCAUUGUUAUUGCCUUAUUGUCCAUCCACCUAACUAGAGCUACCUUUUUAUCAUCUCUUAUUUUUGAUUUUAUGGUCCCUCUGCCUAACUUUUUUAGUUCAUAGUCAGUGGGAAAACCAACUUUUGGAAAUCUGUUGGACAUUGUAGUUCCUGAAAUUCCCUUUUCCCUUAGUUUAUCUAAUAAAGUAACGCUUGUGAAAUAGCGGUCGAAAUAAAUGUUUGUUCCAGGUGAACAAGUUUCACUUAAACGCAAUACGGCUCUACCCCCUGCACCUAAAUUUUCCUUCUCGACGUCUUGUGAAAAUUAGUUGUUUUUCCUGGGUAAAUUUCAAAAUCUAAAAUAGUUCCGUUUUUUGAAGCUAAAACAUAGUUUUUUAGACCAGUGGGGUUGGGUUUUCGAGGAACGUACUGUCGAAUAGCUACUUUACCCGAAAAUGGUAUCAUUUGUUCAUCAAUGCUCACAUUCUCCUCUCUCGGUAGCCGCAAAACCGCAUUAUGAAAUGAAGUUAUUAUUGCACGCACUUUCCAUAGUUUAUCACGUUUUUGUUCUUCAUCUGAAACUUCCAUGUUAUUAACAGCAUGAAGAUAAUUUCUUAUUUUAAAAAAUCUAUUCCUGCCCAUUGUAUCAGCGAUCGGUGGAAUUUUAAAUGAUUUUGACCAGUACAUGCGUAUUCGAGGGUAACCCAAAACUCCCAUUAAUAAUGUAAUUCCGACGUAGGCACGUAUUUCGGUCUCGCUUGCGUUAAGCAAAGUAUUACAAGUUUGUUGAAAAUGAAUAUUUGUAUUUUCUGUUAGAUUUUUAAAAAAAGCUUCAUAGAAGUACUGAUGGAAAUAAUCAAUUGGAUAAUAGUUUUUCCUUUCCUGAACAUCAGGUAAGGGAGAAAUGAAUUGCGCAAAAUCAGUCUCUAAAUCGCAGCGCUCUUCUACGUCAUGCCAUUUUUGGUCCGGUACUUUUUAAGUUUUUUGCCUCUUACGCGAUUGAUUUAAGUUACCAACAGAUCUCUUUUUUGUACUUAUUAUUGGAAAAACUCUACUAAGGGAAAUUCAAUCUUCUUCUUCUUCUGAACUUGUUGCAUUGUUAUGGGCAUCCAAAUUUAAUCACUGGUGAUUCCCUGAUAGAUGAUUCCCCAUUUCUUGAAGUCACUGCUGGAGUCACUAUCGUAAUGGGCAUUAGUAGCUUCAAAGUCGCUUUCUUCGUCAGUGGCAAAAAAAAUCGCUCUGAUCCAAAAUCUCCGCUAAUUGUUCGUCGCUGUAGUAAACGUUCCGACCUAAAAAAAAACUUCUUUUAGACCCAAUGGCCACAUUUGUGAUAGGGACUUUUGGACAACGUACACAAAUGUGUACAAACAAAUUUGUCGUGGCGUGAUUUACAAACAAAAAUUAACUUUUAAUUUUUAAGGAAUUUGUCGUAUAUUUUAGUCUUCCUAGAUACUAAUUUACUAGAUUUCCACCCUACAUAAUUUGUUUUUAAGCAAAAUUUGGUACUUACGGCGAACCGGUUUGGCCUUUUCAGAAUCAGCUGUGCUGGUAGACGCCAUGACACUUUCACUUUCGUACAGGUUGCCUGCCAGGGAACAAGUGGCACUUGCGGGGCGUAAACAGACUGUUACUAAUAGGAUUUAUCGAUUGAAAUUUCAUUAGCGUAAACGGUAAAGUCAAAAAAUGGAAUUAAAUAUUUUGUACACAAAUGUGUACCGGAGGUCUGAAGAGGAUAUGCCAAAAAAAAACCAUCGAUAUACUGAAGUAGACUGAAAACUUACUUUGGUGAUUACCUUAUAUAGUUAAAUAAACAAAUUAUUUUUUGGGCUAUAUGUUACCUAAUUGUUAGUAAACUCAAAUAUUGCCACAAUAUACAGAAACUGAAAAUUGUAACAACUGAGAUCUAUAAAUUAAGGAUCAGAAAAACGAGUUGGCUUUUGGAUAAUAAAUAUUAGACUAUAGAAAAUAUCUUAUGCUUUACAUAAUUUUUAAAUAGACAUGCUUGGAUGAAAACUUUGACGCCCUUAUAUGUUGGACUAGUUUGUAAACUCUUAUAUACCAUUCUUUAUGUACAAUUUUAGACAAUAAACUGUCAACCACCCUGAAGAUUGAAUUAAGCUCUCUGCCUGACAAAAGUGUAAUUUUGAGUAUUUUAGAACCAACUCUACUAAAGUAGUUUCUAUAUUCCUCUAGAAGUAAUAAUCAAAAGACGGAUGCCAAGCGUACGUCCGGUAACAGAUUUAUGAACUAGCAUCUAAGACUUUUCUUAUGUUUUUAAAUACAUGCUCUGUCGUUUUGCUUUCGUGUGUAUUUAUGUGAUAGAUAUUAGUUUGUUUGUUUUUUUUUUGUACCAUAGUUGUAAAUUAUUCUACGAUGUACCGCUUAUAAAAGAACUGUUUCGAGUAAAAAAAUAUAUAAUUAAAGAACAUUUUCUUGUUUCAA
This is a messenger RNA of Anthonomus grandis grandis, 12770 nucleotides long. It is a transcript of the gene ssh, whose product is annotated as protein phosphatase Slingshot. Bases 200 to 3778 code for a protein of 1192 amino acids. The transcript has 13 exons. Gene Ontology annotation, molecular function: protein tyrosine/serine/threonine phosphatase activity; actin binding. Lineage: Eukaryota; Metazoa; Arthropoda; Insecta; Coleoptera; Curculionidae. Gene Ontology annotation, cellular component: cytoplasm. Gene Ontology annotation, biological process: protein dephosphorylation; negative regulation of actin filament polymerization; actin cytoskeleton organization. The record is from RefSeq and is a predicted model, not a curated record.